GUGAGGGAGGUGUGUAACAAUUUCCUGUAGUUGCAUGCUGAUCUGCGUCUCUGAACCUUCCUCUCCGAGUCUGUUUCUGUCACAGUGAAGAGCACAGACGAAGCUGAGCGGAACAGGAUGCAGGCUAUCAAAUGUGUGGUCGUGGGAGAUGGAGCGGUGGGAAAAACAUGUCUUCUAAUCAGCUACACAACCAAUGCCUUCCCCGGGGAGUACAUUCCUACUGUGUUUGACAACUACUCAGCUAAUGUGAUGGUGGACAGCAAGCCAGUCAACCUGGGCCUCUGGGAUACAGCUGGACAGGAAGACUACGACAGGCUCCGCCCACUGUCCUACCCACAGACGGAUGUUUUCCUCAUCUGUUUCUCCCUGGUGAGCCCAGCGUCCUACGAGAACGUCAGAGCUAAGUGGUACCCUGAGGUUCGCCACCACUGCCCCUCCACACCCAUCAUCCUGGUGGGCACCAAGCUGGAUCUGAGGGACGAGAAGGAUACCAUUGAGAAGCUGAAGGAAAAGAAGCUGGCGCCAAUCACCUACCCUCAGGGCCUGGCUCUGGCUAAAGAGAUAGAUUCAGUGAAGUACCUGGAGUGCUCGGCUUUGACCCAGCGCGGUCUGAAGACGGUGUUUGAUGAGGCCAUCCGAGCCGUGCUCUGCCCCCAGCCCACUAAGGUCAAGAAGAAGCCCUGCUCCCUGCUGUAAAUGAUUCAUGCAGGACCAGA
This is a messenger RNA of Perca flavescens (yellow perch), 716 nucleotides long. RefSeq names its product Rac family small GTPase 2 (gene rac2). The coding region runs from base 118 to 696 and encodes 192 amino acids. Lineage: Eukaryota; Metazoa; Chordata; Actinopteri; Perciformes; Percidae. Gene Ontology annotation, biological process: small GTPase-mediated signal transduction. Gene Ontology annotation, molecular function: GTPase activity; GTP binding. The transcript has 7 exons. The record is from RefSeq and is a predicted model, not a curated record.